This is a messenger RNA of Fasciola hepatica (liver fluke), 2625 nucleotides long. NCBI's taxonomy places the organism in Eukaryota, Metazoa, Platyhelminthes, Trematoda, Plagiorchiida, Fasciolidae. The record is from the annotation of a GenBank genome assembly.
AUGGCUUCAUUUGAUUUCCAAUCACUGUUUACGAAUGUUCCCGGUCGGGAGGUCAUACGUAUCAUGUGUGAUCAUGUGGAGCAAAACGAACUGAAAAUCGGUAUACCAGUAUCAGUUCUGGUACGACAAUUACUACUGUGCACAACAAACGUAUCGUUCUCCUUCCUUGGUUGGGCUUACAGACAAAUUGACGGUGUCGCAAUCGGAACUCCAUUGAGCCCCAUUCUGGCACAUCUGUUUUUGGCUCAUCUUGAGGAAAAGGCGAGCAAAAUCCUCGAACGUUCACAACUUUACAAACGAUACGUUGAUCAUGUUCUAGUCAUCACAAUAAGUCUAGAAGAGACAACAUGGAUUAUGGAUAAACUCGAUCGCCUGCAUCCGAAUAUACGAUUUACGAUGGAAACAGAAAUCGAAGAUACACUGCACUUCCUCGACAUUAAAAUGACUAGGAAUAAUGAUGGAACAAUGGCCAGAUCUGUUUACCGAAAAGAAACUUGGACAGGCCAAUGCUUGCAAUUUGACAGCUUUGUGUCUGUGGAAUAUGAACGUGGUCUGGUCCGAACACUAUUUCAAACAGCACGACAUAUCUGCACAGAAGACAUGAUUGACAACGAACUACGACAGCUGAAAGAAUCUUUGACUAGAAACGCUUAUCCCGAUGCGUUUAUCGAAAAGCACAGCAAGCCUAAAUUGAUCAGACAAACGAAUUGUUCAGCAGAAAAACUACUAGUCACCCUUUGUCUUCCAUUCAUACGUGAUGACAUCAAUUGCUUGCUCAAACGACCACUUGGAUCAGCGCUUGCCCAAAACAAAUAUUAUGCACCUGACCUCAGAAUUAUUCAUCGAACGAUUGAGAUCCCCACACCCUCGGUGAAACAACGUCCACCUCUGUACACCAAAUCGAAUCUGAUUUACCAAUUUCAGUGUAGUUGCGGAGCAACCUACGUGGGUCGAACAGAGCGCCAGUUACGUAACCGAGUGAUUGAAUAUAUUCCAAAUUGGGUACAACGUUUUGUGAUGCAAUCAGGGUCAGAUCAAAGGCAUAAUGACAACGUUCGAAACCAUAAGAUCCCGUCGUCGGCUGUCGGCCGUCGGCCGUCGGCCGUCGCUCGUCAUCUUCUGAUGACGCAACAUCCAGCUGACCGAAGCACUGCGUUUCGGGUCAUUUACGUGGCAAAGAAUACCAGGCUUUUGAGACAAAUUGACGGUGUCGCAAUCGGAACUCCAUUGAGCCCCAUUCUGGCACAUAUGUUUUUGGCUCAUCUUGAGGAAAAGGCGAGCAAAAUCCUCGAACGUUCACAACUUUACAAACGAUACGUUGAUCAUGUUCUAGUCAUCACAAUAAGUCUAGAAGAGACAACAUGGAUUAUGGAUAAACUCGAUCGCCUGCAUCCGAAUAUACGAUUUACGAUGGAAACAGAAAUCGAAGAUACACUGCACUUCCUCGACAUUAAAAUGACUAGGAAUAAUGAUGGAACAAUGGCCAGAUCUGUUUACCGAAAAGAAACUUGGACAGGCCAAUGCUUGCAAUUUGACAGCUUUGUGUCUGUGGAAUAUGAACGUGGUCUGGUCCGAACACUAUUUCAAACAGCACGACAUAUCUGCACAGAAGACAUGAUUGACAACGAACUACGACAGCUGAAAGAAUCUUUGACUAGAAACGCUUAUCCCGAUGCGUUUAUCGAAAAGCACAGCAAGCCUAAAUUGAUCAGACAAACGAAUUGUUCAGCAGAAAAACUACUAGUCACCAUUUGUCUUCCAUUCAUACGUGAUGACAUCAAUUGCUUGCUCAAACGACCACUUGGAUCAGCGCUUGCCCAAAACAAAUAUUAUGCACCUGACCUCAGAAUUAUUCAUCGAACGAUUGAGAUCCCCACACCCUCGGUGAAACAACGUCCACCUCUGUACACCAAAUCGAAUCUGAUUUACCAAUUUCAGUGUAGUUGCGGAGCAACGUACGUGGGUCGAACAGAGCGCCAGUUACGUAACCGAGUGAUUGAAUAUAUUCCAAAUUGGGUACAACGUUUUGUGAUGCAAUCAGGGUCAGAUCAAAGGCAUAAUGACAACGUUCGAAACCAUAAGAUCCCGUCGUCGGCUGUCGGCCGUCGGCCGUCGGCCGUCGCUCGUCAUCUUCUGAUGACGCAACAUCCAGCUGACCGAAGCACUGCGUUUCGGGUCAUUUACGUGGCAAAGAAUACCAGGCUUUUGAGACAAAUUGACGGUGUCGCAAUCGGAACUCCAUUGAGCCCCAUUCUGGCACAUCUGUUUUUGGCUCAUCUUGAGGAAAAGGCGAGCAAAAUCCUCGAACGUUCACAACUUUACAAACGAUACGUUGAUCAUGUUCUAGUCAUCACAAUAAGUCUAGAAGAGACAACAUGGAUUAUGGAUAAACUCGAUCGCCUGCAUCCGAAUAUACGAUUUACGAUGGAAACAGAAAUCGAAGAUACACUGCACUUCCUCGACAUUAAAAUGACUAGGAAUAAUGAUGGAACAAUGGCCAGAUCUGUUUACCGAAAAGAAACUUGGACAGGCCAAUGCUUGCAAUUUGACAGCUUUGUGUCUGUGGAAUAUGAACGUGGUCUGGUCCGAACACUAUUUCAAACAGCACGACAUAUCUGCACAUAA